This is a messenger RNA of Ornithorhynchus anatinus (platypus), 2234 nucleotides long. It is a transcript of the gene FCRL6, whose product is annotated as Fc receptor like 6. Gene Ontology annotation, biological process: cell surface receptor signaling pathway. Gene Ontology annotation, molecular function: transmembrane signaling receptor activity. The transcript is spliced from 6 exons. Bases 617 to 1639 code for a protein of 340 amino acids. The record is from RefSeq and is a predicted model, not a curated record. Lineage: Eukaryota; Metazoa; Chordata; Mammalia; Monotremata; Ornithorhynchidae.
CAGACAAGUGAUGGAUCCAGGAUUAGAACCCACAACUUUCCGCAUCCCAGGCCCGUGCUGUAUCCGCAGGACCCUCUCGGUGGAGCAGUCUGAGUGAAAUGCAAGAGAAUCUUCCUCCAGACAGCUCCCCUCCACCGGCCCCCAACCUGCUGGGACACGGUCAGAGACUUAAGGACUUGAGGGUCUCCAGUGCCAGGUUGCCAACUGGGCUUCUGGGCCCCAUCCACAGGGUGGGGAAGGGGCCUGGAGCGGCGGGGGCAGACUGCAGGUUAUUUAGAGCUUCCAGUGACAUCAGGAUUUGGUUUGAAGAGUGUGGAAACUGGCUACUUCCCAGCAGGGUCAGGAGGAGGUGAGGCUGCUGACGUUUCAAAAGAAUGUUCCCCACUUCCUCUAUCCUCACACCAGACAGACUCACCCACCCCAUUCCUCCCAGAGGCCCCAGUGGUGUUAGUGAGUGCUCUGCACAUAGUAAGCGCUCAAUAAAUACUAUUGAAUGAAUGAAUGAACGAGUGAGAAGAACGCUGCCCUUCAGCCCGGAGAAGUGCCAGCCUGCCCGGGCCUGGCUCCGUCUGCCCACCUACUGUCUGGUCUGGUCUGCACCCGCCGGUCCCUCUCCAUGCUGCUCUGUGUGACUCUGCUGGUCCUAGCUGCCAGCAGUGACCAAUCUGCCGCCCCCAAGCCAGCACUGACUCUCCAGCCUCCGUGGACCACCCUGUUUAGUGGGGAGUCGGCGAACCUGACGUGCGGAGAGACCAGCCCCCAGGCCCCGGGAAACACCACGUGGUAUCGAGAGGGCCGAGUGUGGGCAGAAACCCCAGGCCAGAGCAUACCUGUUCAGACGGCUGGCGUCUACACCUGCCGGAGACCAGCCUCGGCCCUCAGUGACCCUGUGACCCUGACUGUCUCCGGAGCCAUGCUGAUCCUGCAGGCCCCGCCUUGGUUGUUCGAAGGUGACCUCCUGACUCUGCAUUGCCGGAGCCGGGAGGGCCAGGCCGUCUCCCAAGUGACCUACCACUGGGAUGGGCAGCCCAUCCGCUCUCUGGGAGGAAAUGGCACCCUCCCCUCCGUGUCUGUGAGGCUGGAGGCAGGGGAGGCCCGGGGGGCCGGGGAAGCCAGAGAGGAUCUUUUCCACUGCUCUGCAAUUGUCAAGGAGUCAAGGGGGUCAAGGAAUGUGAUGUCACAAUCAGUCAACCUCCAGGUCAAAGAGCUGUUCCCUUCACCCGUGCUGAGAGCCGCCGCCUCUGUCGACCCCAGAGAGGGGAGCCCGCUGACCCUGACCUGUGACACACGGCUGGACCCCCUCAGGCCGGACUCCCGGCUCCUCUUCUCCUUCCUCCGAGACAACCGGACGGUGCGGGGCUGGGAUGGUUCCCCGGAGCACCGGAUCCCGGCAGCCCAGAGUGGGGACUCUGGCUCCUACCGGUGCGAGGCGGCCACAGAUACCAAGAGCGUCUGGAAACGGAGCCCCGAGUUGCAGAUCCGGGUGCAGCGUGAGUCCGGUCGAGGUGUCCUUCUCCCCUGCUGGCUGCGUUUCCUGCCCACCCUGGCGACGGGAAUCCUGUUUGCCGUGGACACAGGACUCUACGUCGUCCUACGGGAGAGAAUCCGGUUCGGGGAGCGGAGCAGAGGAAAGCGGUAGUCCCAGUGGCUCCCUGGCUCCUGGUCGAUGGCUGAUGUCUCAGCACAGAAAAAGCCGGCCGCAGGUUCUUGCCGCUGACCUCUGCCGCCACCGAUCCCCACUGCCACGGACCACCACCUCCAGGGACCACCCCCCUGCCACGGGCCACUACCUCCACAGACCACCACUGCCACGGACCACCACUGACACUAACCACCACUGCCACGGACCACCACCUCCAGGGACCACCCCCCUGCCAAGGGCCACCACCCCCACAGACAACUACCUCCACAGACCACCACCACGGACCACCACCAUCACGGAUCACCACCUCAGUGGACCGCCACCUCCACAGACCACCACCGCCACUGACAGAGGGGCUCUUAUCCUCCUUCCUCCACCUGUACCUUGCCUCUGCUCCCUGCCACGGCCCCUGUUCACCCCCACCCCAGCGGAGACCCCUCCCUCCUACCCGCCCACCAACCUAUCUCCCCCUCCAUCCUUUUCUAGGGAGAUCAAACGUGGGAGGAAGCAGACUACCAGCAUGGUAGUUACUGGUUAUCCCGGCUCUGCCACUUGUCAGCUGGGUGACUGUGGGCAAGUCACUUAACUUCUC